Molecule: messenger RNA, 12030 nt
Organism: Cuculus canorus (common cuckoo)
Lineage: Eukaryota; Metazoa; Chordata; Aves; Cuculiformes; Cuculidae
Gene: KCNB2
Product: potassium voltage-gated channel subfamily B member 2
Exons: 3
Coding region: 395-3136 (913 amino acids)
Biological process (GO): protein homooligomerization; potassium ion transmembrane transport
Cellular component (GO): voltage-gated potassium channel complex; membrane
Molecular function (GO): protein binding; delayed rectifier potassium channel activity
Source: RefSeq, a predicted model, not a curated record
CUCGCCGCGCUGCUCGUUCGGCGGCUUCGCUCCGGGGGUAGGAGGGAGAUGCCUUCGCCGCGGUGCUUCCACCCCCAGUCCUCUCCGUGCCGGGGUGGGCGGUGAUGUGGAGCCGGGAAUGUAGAGCAAAACCCUCCCCGGCAAGAAGCGACCAAAACAAACCUCUCGCCGUGCCUUUGGCGGCCGCGCAGCGCCCGGGGAAGCCCGAGCAGCCCCUGCCAGCGCCGGGGAAUCCCUCCUCCAGCCCCCGGCGGUGCCCCGGCCGCCCGCCGAGCGAGCUUCAGGAAUGGAGCUGUCUAUCUGAAGAGGACUCUGCACAAAUAUUUGUAGUCUUCAAAGCUCCUAAAGAGCUUUCUCCUAAAGACUCUGGUGUUACAGCUGCAUCCUUUUCAGAAUGGCUGAGAAGGCUCCACCAGGGAUCAACAAAAAGUCUUCAAGGUCUACCCUUUCUCUGCCUCCAGAACCAGUGGAGAUCAUUAGGAGCAAAGCCUGUUCGCGGAGGGUUAAAAUAAAUGUUGGUGGGCUCAACCAUGAAGUGCUGUGGAGGACUUUGGACAGACUUCCAAGGACACGAUUAGGAAAGCUCAGAGACUGCAAUACUCAUGAAUCUCUGCUAGAAGUAUGUGAUGACUAUAAUCUAAAUGAAAAUGAAUAUUUUUUUGAUCGACACCCAGGGGCUUUCACUUCCAUUUUGAAUUUCUACAGGACAGGGAAACUACAUAUGAUGGAAGAAAUGUGUGCUCUUUCUUUUGGCCAGGAGCUCGAUUACUGGGGGAUUGAUGAGAUAUAUUUAGAAUCUUGCUGCCAGGCAAGAUACCAUCAAAAGAAAGAGCAGAUGAAUGAGGAGCUGAGGAGAGAAGCAGAGACAAUGCGAGAAAGAGAAGGGGAAGAGUUUGAUAAUACCUGCUGCCCGGAGAAGAGGAAGAAGCUCUGGGACUUGCUGGAGAAACCAAACUCAUCUGUGGCAGCAAAGAUUUUGGCCAUUGUGUCCAUUCUGUUCAUCGUACUGUCCACUAUUGCUUUGUCUCUUAACACACUGCCAGAGCUUCAAGAAAUAGAUGAAUUCGGGCAGCCAAAUGACAACCCUCAGCUAGCACACGUUGAAGCUGUGUGUAUUGCUUGGUUUACCAUGGAGUACCUUUUGCGUUUUCUGUCCUCACCAAAUAAGUGGAAGUUCUUCAAAGGCCCAUUAAAUGUCAUUGACUUAUUGGCUAUCUUGCCAUACUAUGUUACUAUUUUUCUUACAGAGUCCAACAAAAGUGUCCUGCAGUUCCAAAACGUCAGACGUGUGGUUCAGAUAUUUCGUAUUAUGAGGAUACUAAGGAUUCUUAAGCUUGCCAGACAUUCAACAGGCCUUCAGUCUUUAGGUUUUACACUCAGGCGGAGUUACAAUGAAUUGGGCUUGUUGAUAUUGUUUUUAGCCAUGGGAAUAAUGAUAUUUUCGAGUCUUGUAUUCUUUGCUGAAAAGGAUGAAGAUGCUACAAAAUUUACCAGUAUCCCUGCAUCAUUCUGGUGGGCAACAAUCACUAUGACUACUGUAGGAUACGGUGACAUUUAUCCGAAGACAUUAUUAGGUAAAAUAGUUGGAGGACUUUGCUGUAUUGCUGGAGUGCUGGUCAUAGCCCUGCCUAUACCAAUUAUUGUGAACAAUUUCUCAGAGUUUUACAAGGAGCAGAAAAGACAGGAGAAGGCAAUUAAGAGAAGAGAAGCACUUGAGAGAGCUAAAAGAAAUGGCAGCAUUGUCUCCAUGAACUUGAAAGAUGCCUUUGCACGCAGUAUGGAAAUGAUAGAUGUAGCAGUAGAUUCAGGUAAGCCGGGAGAAGCAGCUAAUCCAAAGGAGACACCUGAUGACAACCACCUGUCCCCAAGCCGGUGGAAAUGGGCCAGAAGGACAAUGUCUGAAACAAGCUCAAACAAGUCUUAUGAGAACAAAUACCAAGAAGUUAGUCAACAAGAUUCUCAUGAGCAAUUAAACAACGCCGCAGCAUCCUCCAGCCCACAGCACCUUAGUGCCCAAAAACUGGAGAUGUUGUAUAAUGAAAUUACUAAAACUCAGUCUCAGCCUAAUCUUAAUGCUGGUUACCAAGACCAGUCAGCAAAGCCACCUAUGUAUGAAGAAGAGAUAGAAAUGGAAGAAGUUACAGGUCAGAGAGAUCCAAUGGCAACUGGACCUACAGACAUGAUAACAGACAUGAGAAGCACAUCCAGUAUCGACAGUUUUGCCAGUUGUGCGACCGACUUCACAGAAACUGAGAGGUCUCCCCUCUCUCUGUUUCCUGUCUCGCGCUUGCAAAUGAGAUUUCCAGCUGAUGCUGUUGGCCUGGAAGAUAACCAAAGAGUAAGGAGUUCUCAGUUUAUACCAUUCACAAAAGAAAAAAUGUUUUCUCCAACCGAUGUCACCUUUGACUAUAAUCCAAUUGACAGAGCUGUUAUCAGUGACGGCAGUGGAUCCCAAACUGUUUUGCAUGGUCAUUUGCAUUUAGACACUGCCAUGGAUAGUCCCAAAAGUUCCAUGAAAGGUAGCAACCCAUUAAAAUCUAGAUCACUUAAAGUUAAUUUUAAAGAUAAUAGAGGUGGUGCUCCACAAACUCCACCGAGCACUGCAAGGCCACUGCCUGUAACAGCAGGAGCAGACUUCACACAGGUCACCCCUCAGCAUAUCAGCACUAUUCUCCUUGAAGAAAAUUCACCCCACGGUGAACGACCUUUACUUGGUGCUGAUGCAUCUGCACUUUGUCAGGGACCUGUUAAAAAAUCAUCCCCUCUCUUUCCCAAACAAAAGAUUUUCACUUUCCCUUCAAAAGAGAGGAGGAGCUUCACUGAAAUAGACACUGGAGAAGAAGAAGAGUUUAUGGAGUUACAUGGUAUAAAACAUGAAAAGCAACACGAUAUCAAGACAAAUUGCUGUGGGGAUAAACACAAUGAUGGCAACCAUUUAACAGAGGAGCCACAGGUCAGCUCUUCACCCAAAAGCGUCAGCCACAACUGUACUCAAGACAUUUACCAUGCUGUGGGUGAGGUAAAGAAAGACAGUAACCAAGAAGGCCACAGAAUGGAAAACCAUUUAUUUGCCCCAGAAAUCCAUUCAAGUCCCGGAGAAACUGGUUACUGUCCCACACGUGAAACUAGCAUGUGACUAGUUACAAAAGCAAUAAAAAUACCUUUUCUUAAAACACAGUUAGUAAUGCCUAUGAACUAAAACAAGGAAAGCCUCAAAAAAGUGCAUAAAAUAUUAUUUUUGCGUGGCAUGAAGAGUUGUUUAGUUUAAAUACUGUUUAAUUAAAAAAAAAAGACCGCUUUUUGUAACAAACUGAAAAAAAACAGGAAAAAAAUGACUCAAGAACAGUGAAUAAAAUAAAGAGCGCUCUGUUAGGAGCCAGUGUUCUGCAACAUCUGACAUUUUUGAUCCUUUCACUUAUGAUUGUAGACAGAAUUUGAUCUCUUUUAACUUUUUUCUUUUCUUGGUUACAAUGAAUUUUAGAAUUUGCACAUGAAAGGAUGAAAUGUCAAUGCAUGUGUUCAUAAAGAUGUGAAACAAGGUGCUUUGAGCUUGCAAAAUGCAUAUAUUUGUAAAUAGUUUGGGGUUGGGGGGAAAGGUACUGUUAACAAGGAUUUAUGGAAAAAGCAUUUCCUGGGACACAGGUACUUCCUUCACAGCAUGCUGCCUGGAGGGUUUGUACAGACUUAUGUUGCAAAAUUGCAACUUCUACCUAAAGCAUCUCACAUAUCUUGCUUUCUGUUAAAAAGCUCAUGAGUAUAUCUGUUAAUUAUGCACUGCAGUAUUUUAGUUUAUCUGUGCUGUAAAUCAUGAAGGGUUUUUUUUAUUUGCAUAACUUUAGUUACUGCAUUUGUCAGUUUAAUUACUGAUCCUGUGAGGAAAAGCAAAGAUUUAAUGACCAGAACUUGAAGCAUUUGAUAUUUUUAUAGAAAACUGCCAAUACUUCAUAACUGAGAAAAAAAAAAAUGUUCCAUUUUAAGAUAAAAUAACCAUAGAGUUAUUUCUGUGGCAAUAAAUAGUGCCAAAUGGCUACAUAGACAUAUCCCAAAGUUCUCGAUCUCUUAGAAUAUUUCUUUUAACUUGGUAUUAAAAAAUAUAUUACCCAUGUUAUUUUUUUCCUUUUGAUUUAACAAUAUUUGCUUCUACAUGAUCUUUGAGCUCUCUUUCCCUUUUCUUUAUAUGAAAUGCCUAUACAUGGCAUUGCAUAUAAAGAAAAUAAUGGCAAUGUUGUUGAAGCUUAUGGUGUAAGGAGGCAAGAGACAAGCUUUGUAGGAGGAAGUAGUACCUAUCAUUAUCACAAAUCGCAUAGCUGGAAAAAAAUAGGCUUCAAGUACAUGUAACUUGCCCUACGUCUUCCAUGCCCCAAAGCUUGUCUGUGUUUUUCAGUUCAAUCAUUUGGACUGAAAGAAGGUAUCACCUGACUUAACAACUUUGCCUCAGCCCACACACCCAUGGCUGUUCCAAAAGCAGAAUAUAGGCUUUCCCCUAUACUUAAAUAAAGGGAAAUGUCAAUCCUGCCAAAGCAGCUUUGUUUCUGAUAUUCUUCAGCUUUGUAAAAGAAACAUGCUGAACCAAAGCCUUCCUUACAAAGUACCCAUCUAACCAUUGCCUGAAAAAAAGCUCUUAAGUUUUUCCGGUACCAAUAGGUAACCAUGCUAUAAUAUAAAAAGCCCAUAGAUCACUUUAAUUCCCUAAAUCAUAAGAAGUUUAUUCAGUUAAUUAAUCCUAAUCAUAAGCAAAGGUAUGCUGCUCCACAGGCAUUUCCUACAAAAUAUUCUUUUGGGGUAGUUUUUAGGAAAACAGAAUAUAGGUGGAGGGGGUUUUUUUGCUGUCCUUUGAUUUUCUGCUCCAUUACAACAGUUUUGUAAGAGCAGUAGUCCAGCCUUGCAGCUAAUAGCCAGAGGGUCCAGCAGUUAGAAGUCUGAGGAGGUGUUUAGAAAUUCUAGCAUCAGUUCCCCACUCCUCCACAGGCUCGUGGCAGAGAUUGCGCCUCUCACCUAUGCACAGAAGGGAACGAAUGCUUCUUCCAAGUGAGCCCCGUAGCAGCAAGCAUUGCAAGAAUACUGAGACAGCAAGAAUGGAAGCCUUAAAAGCACUUUAGACCAACCAACAUGUGGUUUGUAACAGCAGGCUUCUACUUCCCAUGGUGGACCUAGGUUAAUUUUUACUUAUGUGUCAUUUUCUGUCACUUAAGUGAGUAAAAGUUAGACACCUACUGCAUUUAAUGUAAAAGAACAAUCAUUUUAGUUGCAACACUACCCUCUGCUUGAAAUGACUGGGCUGAUGCCACAAACCUCACUCAAGCCUGGCCCAUGGAAAAGAGGCAAGUUUGAAACCCCAGAAUAUGGGUUGUGGUGGCUGGGUAAAACAGUGAGCACAGGGCAAUCCGUUGGUUAAAAAAACAAAAUGAAAAAAAAGUCUAUAUUUCUAACAGUUUUUUGAUUUCCAUAACAAGAUAACAGUGAGGUUUCUCUUCAGUCAUUUGAAAAUCUUGGAAUAGAAUGUUAGUUUUUCUGAACAAUGUCUGGUCAUUAAUUCUCAAAAUAGAUUUUUUAACAUUUUUGGUCCUUACUUGCAGUUCAUUGCUACUUGUUGCUGCAUUGUUUUACCUAUUUAUAUGGCAUUCUGCUUAACAUUUUUCAAUCAUGAUGUGUCUGACUGUUUCAAAACUUAGCUCAAGUAUUUUAUAGUCAUUAAUCUUCUAUAUUUAUUUUUUUUCUUCCUAGAUAUUUUCAGUGACUAAAACUAAAUGCCAGUCAAUUUUUAUAUGCCUAAAGUGUUGGUCUGUAUUUUCUAUGUGCAGUUUUAUGAAAUCACAUGGGCCUGUUCGAUCUGCCUUUACAUCCUAGUGAACUAACGAAGACCAAAUUAAGUCCAAAUGGGAUCUGAUCCCAUGCUCUGGAUCCACAGAAAAAUCUCAUUCAAGAUAAUGAUGUUGUUCUGGCAAGACUGAGGUCUGUGUUGUGUUCCUUCUCUGUGCUUUUUCUCCCAGGUGACCCUUAUGCUUUGGAAAAGCCCCCUCAGGUCCAUGCCACUUGGUGGAAAGGGAGGAGUCCAGCCAUAGGGAACAUGUUGCAGGAGAAACAAUUCAAUUCCUAAAGCUCACCUGAGCUAAACUUUGUGCAAACCUGAUUCUGCACUAUUAAAAUCACUAAAAAUUCAGUAUGGUAAAAACAAAGCCUCAGUCCUUAUGCAGAUGAAUUUCCCCUGAAACCAAUGGGAGUCUGAUGGAAAAAGGGACUGAUUGAAAUAUAAAUGAGGAUGGCAAGAGUCUCUCUCUCUUGAUGAAAAUCAACAGGAGCUUUAAUUAUAUAAAUUAUGAGAAGACCAAGCCCUUAAUGACUGCCAUAUUUUAAAUGUUUUCAGAGAAGCACAUUUAUUUUGAAAUUGUACAAGCAAAGAAAUGCAAUUUUCCUUAUUAAUAGAUGUAUUUUUUGGAAAGGAUCAAGCUUUAGAAGUGCUUUUGGUAUAAUUUCAUUAUAUAUUUUUGACUAUGCUGAAUAUUAUUUCCAGAAGCACAGGUUUAGACAGUUGGAUUUUCUGGUCUUGACUGUGUACGCGGGAUCCACUCCUGAACACCUAUCUCAUGUAUAGUAUCUGAUCAGAACAUUUACUCAAGCAGUUGCAGGACUGGACUUAGCUUUCAUUCCAGUACAGGAGGUGUAAGAAGUGAAGUCCAGGAUCACUUCAUUCAUCAUGAAUUGCCAUGUAGCAAAUUAUGCAAAAUUACCUGGGUAUAUUUUUCUGUUUUUCUAAAACUUUGAAGCCAUUUCAGACUUAGUACCCAUUUACCACAGUAAGGGGAGGGCUUGUUUUGAGUUCUGGAGUCAGUCUCCAAUGCUUGUGGAAUUUCAAAACAACCUAAGGAGUCUUAAGAUGAAGUUACUCCCCUGUGCACCUGAAAGGAGUCUGACUCUUCGUAUUGAUGGAAACUGAAGAUUGUUCAGGGAGAUAGCUUUGCAAUCAGUCUAUUUUUUAUAUUUUAUACUAACUGCAGAAUCCUGAAUUAAUGUUUUAAUUCCUUUUCAAUGAUGAAACCAAAUGUACACAUUUAAACAUGUUCACAGAGUGAUCAGAACAAUUUCCGAAUAGCCACAUUAAUCCAAAUCUCGGGUGGGGGGAAUAAUAUAUCGCACAAACUGCAAAGGAAGUUCAUACAAGAAAGCUGUUUACAGGGGAAGCAUAUAAUGCAAAGAAUGUAACAUGGUGUAGGAAGUUAUUGCACUACAGAAUUUAUAUAAAAACCACUUUUUUAAAUAAAAACACAAAAGGCCUUUUAAUGCUUCAUUGUAUAGAAUAUAGGAGCCUCUGUGCUAAUGCAGCAAUCUAAUGCACUGUGUCCUCACUUCAAAAUUGGUCUCAAAAUUCAAAUGCUAGUGAUGUUAGAGAGGUGAUAUCUGAUCUAACACUAGAGCAACUGACGUCAAGAGCUUUUUAGCACAAUAUUACUUAACCAAAAUUGUACAAAGAAAAAUGUAAAAAACUUUUGCCUAUAGCAUUCAUAAAUCAAAACAACAGUUGGCUUCUUGAGUCUUUUCCUAACAGGUAACACUGGGCAAUAGAUUUUUAUUCCUUGAAAAAACAGUUUUUUAAAAAGCAGGUCUCUUCCUGUACAUGCGGACUGACCUUCUGUUUCCUUAGAUCUAUUUCAAACAAGAUUUACCUUCACAUUAUUUAAUUCAUUCCUCCAAUCUCAUCUGCAAACCACAGUCCAGUACAAAAGACAGUUGUCUUUCAACCGCUAUCACAAAUACAGUCAUCCAGGGUCUAUAUGACUGGGUUUUCAUUCAUAAAAUUUUUGAUUCAUUCAUAUAUUUUUGAUUCAUUUGGACAGAAAAGUAAUGUUUUGAUCAUGCAAAAAUAUUUUUAAAGCAAAAAAAUGCAAGAAAUAUGUUUUUUUCAAAGUAGCCAGCACAGAUCGAGCAAGAAAUGCAAAUACUGCAAAGGCGGAAGAAAGGCAGAAAACUGUAAGUAAACAAGGUAUGUUUUAAUAUACUAUAUAAACAGGAAAUAUAGUAAAAUAUAUAUAAAAUAAUCCUUGUUCACACUUAAUGAGGUCAAAAUGUGAGUAGCAAAAGAUUUCAUUCCAGUCCUACUCCAUCUUAAUUUUUACCCUAGUAUCAACAGGUCUCUACUGAGGUUUUCAGUGAUGCUGUUACCUACUUUCCUGCCACAUGAACAUCUGAUUUGUAAUCAUUUUCUCAGAAGACUUUACUGAAAAAGAUAGUGUGUUCCUAUCUUUAUCAAUCUUUGGAUCUCUUCCCACUGCCCUCCAAACACCAAGCUUUUCUUCUUCUUGGGAAUGCUUAGAAGACAACCCACCAAACAAGAUGAUAGCGUGUCUUGUGUGUGUCUUGUUUAUCAGGAAAGCAUUUUGGUAGUCUGGUUGGUGCCAAUCGCCAGAUGGACUCCAUUGCAUUUGAAUCAAGGAGCAAGAAGAACUGAGUGUUAUUUCUCUCUGCUAUUGUUGCAGCCAUACAAUAUCACAGCUUCACACGUUUUCUAGUUUUCAAAUGCUCUGAAUUCUCCAGCGUCCCCCUCAACCUGCAAGAUGUUUCAGUGCAUUUGUUCAGUGCUUUUGCAAGAGCUUUUGUAAAAGCAGUUGACUGCUAAAUGCUAUUAAAAAAGCCAUCAGCAUAAGUGUGAACAUUUCUCUCUUGUCCAAUAUAUUUUUAUUACUAAGAGGUACUCAGUUUAAACUCCAGCUGAAAUGCUUUCAUAUUCUAAAACAGAUCAGGUGUUCUGGGAGCCAAAUCCUUCACAGCUACUCUAUUGGUUUCCUAAACAAACGAAGGUUAGGUGACUGGCAGGCAGAUACAAAAUUGUUUGCAUGGUGUAGAAGUUUCUUGUUCAGUAAUCAUAUAUGGGUGAUACCUGGCAGAUGGAUUAUCACACUUGUCUUUGUAUUUCUUCUGAUGCAGGUUUUAAUAAUAUUGUUUGGAAAUGUUGUGUUAUGAUAUUUAAGUAGCAUUACCCUUUAGUGCAAUGCAGAUUUCUUCCAGAACAGCAGUGAUACCCUAUAGUCCUAUAUUAUUAUUGAUUGCUAUUUAUUUUUUUUUAUGACACCUAACAAAGAACCAGAUGGAUCCCAUUGUAGAACAAGGAAGUAGCACACAAAUAUUAUUGCUCAUUUUAAAGAGCAAAGAACUUGAUACUAGCUAGCAUUUAAUUCAAAAAGGUAUGAUUAUCCUGAUUAUGCCUGUGAACCAAACAGAAGAGUAGUAUCUCGUUACCUUAGACAUUGACUGUAAUCCUGUGGUUAAUGUAAACCCCGAAUCUAAGAGCAGUCUAGGUAAUUAAUUUCAUUAGGUUCUUUUUUUUUUACCUCAGAUAAAGCAUUUAAAUACAUACUAUACAUAAAUAACAUCAGCAGGAACAGUGUACACUUCUAUAUCUGGAAGUCUAUGGCUAUGUUUACACUGGCAUCUGGAUGGAAAUUGGGAGAGCUCUCUUGACAUCAAUCUCUCAGCUAUCCCUGUUUCUUAUGCUUUGGUUCGCAUCAGAAAGCAAUAUUGGACCAUGCAAACUGGAUUACUUUUAGAUGAAGCUGAACCAGAAAAACUUGUUCCGUAGGGCCAUCUCCUGUGCUGCAACCAGCACAAAGCACUCAGGCCUUGGCAUCAGACUAGAGCUAGUCCAAAAUUAUAGCACUCCUGAUAUACACAGAGUAAAAUGUCAGCAGAAACUGUUUUCCUCAACAAAUCUGAUUCUAUUGUGUUGUACUGAUUGCUAAUGUAGACAUAGAUUAUUUCCAUCACAUUUUAUUACCUCCAGUCCAUGUAGUCUUAGCUAAAUCCCUUACUCAAGGAAAUUCUGCCAUUGCCACCAGUGGUAUUUCAUAAAAAGAGUAAAAUAUAGCCAAAGAUUAAAUAGUCCCCAGUGUAUUCUCCAACUUAACCCAGGUGGAACAGUAAAACAGUGAAUUCUUGAUAAGCCCUGGAUAGUUGUGGGUUGCAGCUCGGACCACACUCUUAAAUGCUGCAUAUUUCUAUAGUCAGUUAACUCUAAAGUUGGUGUUACAUUUGAUUAAGACAGUGCAGACAGCCCUACAUUGACUCUUACUUCAAAAUCGUUAAAUCAGUGGAAGGAUUUAACUUGCUGCAAGUAGCCCUGUAUCACUUAACAGUGACUCUUAGUUUAUACUGGUAUAAAUAAAAGCACGUGCCUGUGCAACGGCCAAGCGUUGACAGAGCAUCAGAGGCCCAGCUUCAGUAUUUUGUGUCAAUCUGCCACUUUGAACACCAGUUGAAAUUUAUUUAAAUUGGGGGGCUAAUAGGGUUUUGAACAUGUGCUUAGUUGCUCUGAUGUCUAUAACAUAUCUUGUAAAAUGUAAUGCAAGGAACAAAAAGUCUAUUCAAUUUUUUACAUUUUUUAAUGAUUUCAUGGUGAAAGUCUUACAUUGAUAUUUUUGCUCUAUGUUUUGCUCAGAUAGCAUCUCUCAGUGGAGGUUCAGAAUACAAAACAUUUAUGCCUGUUCUUGAAGUCCUUAAGCAGAAGGCCAAUGGAAUUCUGCCUGUAUAAAACUGAAGGAUGGAGCAAUAUAUUAUAGCUUUAGGCAAAAGGAACAGUUUCUAACACAUACUACAAAUUUUAAAAAAGAAAAAAACACUGUUGGGGACAAUCAUGGGUACUUCUGCUAGGAUGCAGAGUUCUGGAUUUAUACCUCUUAAUUUUCAAAGAGUUAUGCAGAGUUUUAUGUAUAUAACUUUCAAGAGUCAAAGGAGCCACGCUGAUAAGCUGAAAAAUGGAGGGAUUAGUGCACAAAGAACCUGAGAGUUGAAUACAUAGCCUAUUGCUUUAAGAUCACUGUAAAUAUCAACUAAAAAUAUGUACUAAUUCAUGUUUAUAAGUUAUCACUGUGUUAGUUUCAUAGAUACAGUAGCAUGACUAUUAUUAGUUCUGUUGAGUUUAAUGAACUUUACUUUGUAUUCCUCUGUGAAUGCUCUGAAUGCUGCAAACAAAAAAAGCACAACAGUAUUUUUUCAAGUUCUCUUGACGCGAUAGCAGUGUCUUCACUAUUGUUCAAUUUUACAGAAUUAGCAACAUUUCAUCAUAAAAUGCUAUAUUAACAAUGUAUCUUUCUUUAAAAGAACUGUCACUAGGAGAUAAAAGCAUAUGUGAUAAGUCUUGUCUAAUAUCAUCCAUCUGCCUUUACAAAAUGCCCCAGUCAUUUUGUGGGAGAACAUACUGCUUUUGCUUCAUGUGUUGUUUGUAUCUGGGGGUGGGGCAGGGAAAUAAUAGGGCAUUUUGCAAUGGUAACCACAUCAAACAUGCUUUGUUUCAUUAUUAUUGUAUUUGUUCGAAACAUUUUGAUUUAAUUUCUUUUUGUAGGUAAGACUGACAAUAGCUUUAUUUUCUCAGCUAACCAUCUGAUUCCAUUAGACUAAUAACUUCUCACAUCUAGUGGUAUUCGUAUCAAUGUCUCCAUAUCAGCUACAUUUUAACUUCAUAAAAAAGGAAAUGUGAUUAUUAUUUUUGUCAUACUAGAUUUUGCUGAUCAACUAAAUAUUUCUGCACCAAUCUACAUAUUAAUAUGCAUGUUGUAGUCUGUACAAUUGUUCAACAUCAAAAUAUCUGUUUAAUUUAUGUCAAAUGUCUGUAAAAUAAUUGCAUUGUUCUCCAUUUCAGUCUAAUAAGCAGGAUAGUAAAUAAAUGUGUAAAUGAAUCAUCUGUGUCUCAUUUCAGUUCUCUGCAUGAAACCACUUUACAUUGAACAUUGCAUAUAUACCAAAAACAAUAAUCCAUAGUGUCUUUUAGAUUUCAUGAUCUCUGGCAGAUAGUGUUUACAGAAAUAAAUCAUUUGACCAUGCAAAUAAAGUCAGAAUCCAUUAUGUUUAAAAAAAAAUUAAAUACAAUGCUUCUAAGCCUUUUUUUCCCUCUCUCUGUUCAGCAUUACUGCUAAUUACUCCUCACAAUGUAGAUAAAAAACCUCAAAAGACUUUAUAAAAGUGAGUAAACAUUAUUGCCUACAGGACGGAAAGCCAGAAGCAUGAAAACACUCAGCGGUCUUUUUUUGGAUGGUCAAGCCUAGG